Messenger RNA from Eufriesea mexicana, 590 nucleotides. RefSeq lists its product as uncharacterized. The record is from RefSeq and is a predicted model, not a curated record. Bases 39 to 317 code for a protein of 92 amino acids. Lineage: Eukaryota; Metazoa; Arthropoda; Insecta; Hymenoptera; Apidae. The transcript has 2 exons.
UCCACUCGAAACACACUCGAGCCUAUCACCAAGCAAAAAUGUUCGCCAUGAAAUUCCUGGUUCUUCUCGCUGGAUUCGUCGCCGCCUGCUCGGCCGGUUUAUUGCCAGCGGCAGUCCCAGCAGCGGUCCCAGCAGCGUUCGCUGCACCGGUCCCAGCAGCUUUGACGGUCGGAACCUACGCGACCAGCUACAACGCACACGCGGUUAAUCAUGCGGUCGCUGCACCGUACAUCGCUAGCCCUGUGAUCGCCCACGCCGCAGCUCCGCUCGCUUAUCACAGCCUUCCAGCUGCAGCUUUCGUCGCUGGUAGACGCUGAAAACUGUACCGACCCGAUGUUACCAUUCGAGGACAGACCGUCCAGCGAAACAUCCGGUUACGAUCCAACGCAAUGGCCAUCCCAACCGUGAAACCACUCACUAACCUUCGAUACUACCGUCCCCACCACCGGACCAAGAUCCUGGACCUCAGCGAAUGUCAUUGAUCUGGAAUACAAAUGGAUGCUGCCGACGUUUCAGGAUGUUUCACUCCUCGUUCUCUCCUUGCUUCCCGCCUUCCUCUCUUACCUUACCGAUAGGAUAGACCAAUCUUC